Molecule: messenger RNA, 1872 nt
Organism: Felis catus (domestic cat)
Lineage: Eukaryota; Metazoa; Chordata; Mammalia; Carnivora; Felidae
Gene: B3GALT4
Product: beta-1,3-galactosyltransferase 4
Exons: 2
Coding region: 446-1597 (383 amino acids)
Cellular component (GO): membrane
Molecular function (GO): N-acetyl-beta-D-glucosaminide beta-(1,3)-galactosyltransferase activity
Source: RefSeq, a predicted model, not a curated record
GUUGCUACUCCCCGUCCUACCAGAAGUGGCGCGCCCUCUUUGGUUCCCACCCUCUAAGGUGUGAGGUAGAGAAAACACUCGGCCUAGAGGGGGAGCCUAAGCCAAUUUCAAGACAGCCAAGGCUCUCGGGUUAGCGCGUGGGGCGGUGUGGCAAGUGUGAGCACCACAGGUCUUGACCAAACCUAGGUUUCUUAAGGAAAAAAAGAAGUAGCGCGCGGGGACCCGGAGAGUUGUGAGCUUCCCCUACCGAGGCAACCCUAUAAACCGCUGACCCGGAAGAGCUGGGCUCCGCAGCAGAGCGAGGGGGCGCUUGCGUACUUGGGGAGGGAGGCCGCGGCUGGUAGGCUGCCCCGCGCCCGCCUCUGCGUACGAGGCACACAGAUCCCAAUCCCAUUCGCGGUCGCACAGAAGCCCCGCCACCGGUCCCUUCUGAUUACGCCACACCAUGCCCCUCAGCCUCUUCCGGCGCCUUCUCCUUGCUGCCCUGAUGCUGGUGAUUAUUUGGACCCUUUUCGGGCCCUCAGGCAUCGGGGAGGAGCUGCUGAGCCUCUCACUGGCCUCCCUGCUCCCGGCGCCGGCGUCCCCCGGGCCGCCCCUGGCCCUGCCCCGCCUCCUGAUCCCCAAUGAGGAGGCAUGUGGGGGUCCCGGCGCCCCACCCUUCCUGCUCAUACUGGUGUGCACGGCCCCAGAGAACCUGAACCAAAGAGACGCCAUUCGGGCUUCGUGGGGCGGGCUGCGCGAAGCCCGAGGGCUCAGGGUGCAGACACUCUUUCUGCUGGGAGAGCCAAGUUUGCGGCAUCCCACCAGGGAAUCCCACGAGAUCGACCUGGCACGAGAGGCAGCGACUCGGGGAGACAUCUUGCAGGCGGCUUUCCGGGACUCUUACCGGAACCUUACUCUCAAGACUCUCAUCGGGCUGAGUUGGGCAUACAAACAUUGCUCCAUGGCCCGCUACAUCCUCAAGACGGAUGAUGACGUGUUUGUCAACGUCCCUGAACUGGUAUCGGAGCUGGUUCGGCGAGGGGGCCGUUGGGAACAAUGGGAGAAAAGCAUGAAGCCUCCAAGAGAGAAUAAGUUUGAAGAUGAAGAGUGGGAAGAAAGGUCCAUCUUCAGGGGCCAGCCAAUGCCUCUUUUGUACCUGGGCCGCGUGCACUGGCGGGUGCACCCCUCUCGGACACCAGGGAGCAAACACCAGGUAUCAGAGGAGCAGUGGCCUCCCACCUGGGGCCCCUUUCCACCCUAUGCCUCUGGCACAGGGUAUGUGCUGUCAGCUUCUGCCGUGCAGCUCAUCCUGAAAGUGGCCAGCCGGGCACCCCCUCUACCACUGGAAGAUGUCUUUGUGGGGGUAAGUGCCCGACGAGGAGGCCUUACCCCAACCCAUUGUGUCAAGCUGGCUGGGGCCACCCACUACCCCCUGGACCGGUGCUGCUAUGGGAAAUUCCUGCUGACAUCCCACAGGUUGGACCCCUGGAAGAUGCAGGAGGCCUGGAAGCUAGUGGGAGGCUCUGAGGGAGAAAAGACUGCACCCUUCUGCUCCUGGCUCCAGGGAGUCUUGGGCAUCCUGCGGUGUCGGGUAAUAGCCUGGCUUCACAGCUGACAGUGUCUGGGGCCACAGCAGAGUGAGGAGCUCAGGGUCUAGCCAGCACCCCUCACAGCCGUCUCUCGCCCAGGCCCACGGCAGGGGCCCUAGCUGGCUACAGAUGGCCACUUUCCGCUAUCAGAUGCUCAGUCUAUCACUGAAGAUAGAGAAAUCGAGGGGCCUGGCCUGCCAGCCCCAAAGAUGGUCACCAGGAAGAGCAAAACAAUGCUGGGGUUGUUCUCUCCAGCCAUAGGAGAGGGGCACAAGCUCCUCAAUAAACUUGUCUCUCUACC